ACAAGGCCCAGUAGGUGUAGGGUUUAACAAAGCCACCACAGCCUUGUGCUGCCGGAGCAUCUCCGGCUCGAAUCGCUGAAAGCCUGAAACAGCCUUUAGCAUUCUCUCUCUCUCUCUCUCUCUAAUUCCAGCUUUUUGGAAGAUGUGGAGGAGACCACCGUCGCCAUCGGCGACCUUGCAACUUCGACAAUUUCUUCGCGGCUUAUGUUCUUCGGUCAAAGCCCAUGAUCUCUCUCAUUCUCUUCCUCCUUCUCCUGUGCUUGUACAGUCUUCCUUUUCUUCUCUGCAAUACCAUCGCCAUCCAUCAACUCCUCCAUCGCAUCCCUUGUUUCCUUCUUCGAGGGCCUUCUCAUCUCGCCCGCGUUUCCGAGGCAAGGACGUUCAAAACCUAGAACAGAUCGCUCAAUCAAUCUCGGAGGAGCUUCUCAAAGAUGCCAAUGCAGAAUCCAUCUCAUUGAAACAGCGGCUCCAUCUCCACUUCUCUCAUAUUCGUCCAACUCCUGAACUGAUACUUCAGGUCCUCAAUCGAUCCCCCGACGCAGGCCGUUCGGUCCUAGAUUUUCAUCAGUGGGUGUCAUCUCAGCCGGGUUUCAAGCACGACGACGAGACUUUCUCUUACCUCGUGGAUUACUUGGGCCGUAGAAAGGACUUCAAGGCCAUUCACGACGUUCUCGUCGAUGGCCGUGGCGUUACUGGUCGUAAGACUCUGGCUUCGUCGAUUGAUCGCCUCGUUAGAGCAGGGAGAGAUACGCAGGCGGUUGCUUUUUUCGAAAAGAUGGAAAAGGAUUACAAUUUUGUACGUGAUCGCGAGUCGCUUAAAAUGGUUGUAUCUGCUCUCUGUGAGCACGGCUAUGCUGGUAGUGCGGAGAAGAUGGUGAAGAAUCUGGCUCACGAGUUCUUCCCUGAUGAGUCUAUCUGUGAUUUGCUCAUCAAAGGAUGGUGUAGCGAUGGGAAGCUCGAUGAGGCGAGGAGAUUGGCAGGGGAGAUGUAUCGUGGAGGUUUCGAGCUUGGUGUAAUGGCUUACAAUUCGAUUCUUGACUGUGUAUGCAAGCUUUGUAGGCGCAAAGAUCCUUUCAGUCUCCAGUCCGAAGCAGAGAAGAUUCUCAUGGAUAUGGACGUUGCAGGGGUGCCCCGCAAUGUCGAGACUUUCAAUGUUCUUAUCUCCAAUUUGUGCAAGAUCCGUAAGACUGAGGACGCUCUUAAGCUGUUUGAGAGAAUGGGAGAAUGGGGGUGUUACCCUGAUUCUACUACCUUUCUUGUCCUAACGAGAAGUGUUUAUCAGGCUGCCAGAAUAGGCGAGGGGGAUGAGAUGAUUGACCGCAUGAAAUCUGCAGGAUUUGGGGAUGCUCUCGAUAAGAAGGCUUAUUAUGGUUUCCUAAAGAUAUUGUGUGGGAUAGAACGGGUUGAGCAUGCUAUGAAGGUAUUUGCAAGGAUGAAGAAGGAUGGUUGUCAACCUGGGAUCAAGACUUAUGACCUGUUGAUGGAGAAAUUGUGUGCACAUGGUCAGGUGGAUAGAGCGAAUGCUCUCUACAGAGAAGCCACAAAGAGAGGGUUACCUAUGACACCCAAAGUGUAUAAGUUGGACCCAAGAUUUGCUAAGAAGAAGCCUAAGGUCAAGAGGAGUGAGAAGCCCAAGAGGGAGACAUUGCCAGAGAAGAUGGCAAGGAAGAGAAGGCGUCUUAGAAAACUUAGGCUGAGUUUUGUGAAGAAGCCCAAGCGAAUGAUGCGUAGGGCUUUCUGAUUAGAACUAGAUUAUCUGUUUGAGGUGAGAGCCAUACAUGACUGUAGCAGAUGGACCAAGUUGUUUCAGUGGUCCUUCAUUUACUUUUCUGUUUGCACUUCUUGUUGUUUUUCUUUAAUUCUGAUUACAUUGGUAACUUAUAAUUAUUUCAGAUGGAUUCUGUUGCCUCAUAA
Messenger RNA from Nelumbo nucifera (sacred lotus), 1914 nucleotides. It is a transcript of the gene PNM1, whose product is annotated as Pentatricopeptide repeat (PPR) superfamily protein. Gene Ontology annotation, molecular function: protein binding; mRNA binding. NCBI's taxonomy places the organism in Eukaryota, Viridiplantae, Streptophyta, Magnoliopsida, Proteales, Nelumbonaceae. The record is from RefSeq and is a predicted model, not a curated record.